GGAAAUUUUAUCUUAGAUACACGCAUUCAGAUGUUUUCAUUUACUUCACCCCCACCAUGUUAGGGAGGAAAAUGUGGAUUGUGUUCAGCGUUAAUUUCAUCUUAUCUUGCAAUCAACAAAACCAAGAUGAAUAAAAAACUUGAAAUCAAUCAAACAACACUCUCCGUGCUCAACUAUGAUUGUCUUCAACACUUACUAUCAUUUCUACCUCUGAUUGAUAAGCUCAUCUUCGCCCACUGUUUGGUAAAUGACAGAGUUCUUGAAGUAGUAUCCAAAAAAGAUACGUUUUGUAUGAAAGAUUGUUUAGAACGUUUAUCAGUGGAUGAAACCAAGCUGAUACUACGACGUUUUGGAUGCCAAAUCAAGCAUGUUUGCUUACAUGAAAUUGUUCCUAGUGAAAAGAAGGACUAUUACGAGUUAAUAGCGACACAUUGCCAUAGCUUGGAAGCCAUUGAGUUGCAUUAUCCAAACUCUGAAUGUGAACUUGAAAUAUUCAGGAAAAUACUAUCAGCCAACAACUCCUUAGAAUCGAUAUGGAUAGAACGAACGCUUAGUGAAUUCCGCGACGAAUUGCUCGCCAUAAUUGGGAAUAUGCAAAGCAUAAAGAAUUUAUAUUUAUCAGAUUUAAAUGAUAUCACUGGAGCACAGAUAAGUCAAUUGACUAACUUAGUUGAGUUAGACAUCAGUUGCUGUAAAUUAUUUGAUGUGGACAAUUUCAUCAAACUCAUGAAUGGGAAUAAUCUUAAAUUCCUGAAUAUAGCGUACUGUGGUCUUCUCAAUGACGACGCAAUUCAAACUUUAGCUGAUACACAACAAGAAUUGGAGCACUUGAUAAUCAGCACGACAAUAUGCGCUCACAACUUUAAACCAAUAGGACAGCUGAAAAAACUUAAAGAAUUCGUUUUGUACGACUUCAAAGGAUACAAACUUAUGGACGCUAUCGAAGAAAUAAAAAAUCACCCUAGCAUCGAAGUACUUAAGAUAAUAAAUGAUUUCCCCUAUUGUGGAGCGACGGGAAUAUUACUGGAUUAUAUUCUGUCUUUGAAGAACCUGAAAGUUCUCUUUUUCCCGGAUGAUGAGGAUCUAAACGAUAAGAACCUUCGAGCGCUUGCCUUGAAUAUACCGGCUCUGAAAAAGUUGCGGAUCCGUAUCGAUGAUGGAGGGAAUGUUACCUAUGAUGGCCUUAUUGAGGUGAUCAGAAACUUAGAACAUCUACAGGAAUUUCAGAUUUGGACUAGUACAAUAACAUUCGAUUCGGAACUACUUCAACAAAUUAUAGACACUAAAAUAGAGGCAAAUCCACAACCACUUAAAAUUUAUUGGGCUGCAUAUACUAUGGAAGAAGACAUCUUGAAUUCGCAACUAUAUCUUGACAAUUUGGAUAUAUUAAAAGUUAUACCCGUCAACAGGUGGGAUGAUGUGGAAAAACUUAUACAUUGGGAAGAUGCCUUUCGAUAGUGGCUACAUUUUUAACAGGAA
Molecule: messenger RNA, 1479 nt
Organism: Hermetia illucens (black soldier fly)
Lineage: Eukaryota; Metazoa; Arthropoda; Insecta; Diptera; Stratiomyidae
Exons: 4
Coding region: 127-1458 (443 amino acids)
Source: RefSeq, a predicted model, not a curated record